Messenger RNA from Menidia menidia (Atlantic silverside), 2553 nucleotides. NCBI's taxonomy places the organism in Eukaryota, Metazoa, Chordata, Actinopteri, Atheriniformes, Atherinopsidae. The record is from the annotation of a GenBank genome assembly.
AUGAACAGAAAAUUCUCAUUGUCUAAACCUCUAGUGCGAGACUCUAUCAAAAGGGUUUUUCAGGAACAUGAUCAGGCAAUUAGUGACUCCCUUCUCCAUGAAUUAGUGGAAGCUUUGAUGAAAAAUAAUGUUUUUGUCAGUGCCACAUCAGACGGUCCAGAGCUGUCCACUGCUAAGCGCAGGAAAACAUUUGUAAGAAGUAACUACCCUCUGGUAAUGCCAGUGCAGUAUGCUAUAGAUUCCAGUGGACACACAGCAGUGUAUGUGUCAAUACUACAGAUGCUUCAAACAAUGUUUAGCAAUACUGACAUUCUUGAGAAGAUUCAAGAAAACAAACCAUCACCUUCUGGAAUGUACACAACUCAUGAAGAUGGAACAUACUUUAAAGAAAAUCCACUAUUAUCAGAAAGUGGAGAGUUGAAACUUUCCCUGAUUUUGUAUGUGGAUGACGUUGAAUUAGCUAAUCCUUUAGGCACAGCUAGAAAUAUACUAGAAGAAAUACAGGUCCAGUCUGCAUGUCAUUCAGCUAGCUCUGCUAUGCAAAAUACUUAUGCACUCUUGAGUAGGAUGGCGUGUUCAUUGAAACUCUUGGCCAGUGUAUCAGAGGCACUGUAUUGUGUGUGGCAGCGGAUAAUUUGGCUGCCCAUGGUCUUGCAGGCUUUGUCCAGAGUUUCCAAGGAAACUAUACCUGACAUCCAAGCUUCUAGUGUUGCCUUCAUCCAAGUUGACACGCUACCUCAAGUGGCAAAAAACUUCAUAGAGACAAAGACCAGUAGCCAGAGCAUUUACAGUGCACCAAAGGACUCCAUAAGUGGCACAGAGUUUGCAAGAGGGAUGUUUGUUUCAGUUGGUGAGACUGGAGGACUUCCAAAGUUCAGCAGGAUUGAUCACAUACUGCUUGACAUGGCAGCUCAAAAUCUCCUUCUUCAUGUCCAUAUUUCUACUGACAUUGUCAGGAAGAUGACCUUGCCUUCACGUCCAGAGAGUGUAGAUGAGCUGAAAACCAAGAUAAAAGCCAAGUUCCAGCUAGACUUUGACUUUAGCUUAUCUUAUGAAGACCCAGAUUUUGAUGGGCAGUUAUGCUCUUUUGUAGACAUUGAUGAGCUUCCGCAGAAGGCUGUAUUAAAAGUAAUUCCGUGUGAGAGUGAUGGAAGCUCUGUAGCAUCAGAUGAAACCAUCAUACUUCCCCAUGCAAUGACCCCACAGAGACUUGUUCAUAAAAAAAAAGCUGCACGCACAGAGAAAGUGGCCGAAUCCCUUGAUAAGCUCUUAAGUGCUUAUGACCUCCAGGAGCAAGUUGACGUCCAUGGAAGACGUGCGGUUGUUCUCUGUGCUCUUCCUCAUCUGUGCGAGGAUGAGUCCAAGUUCCUGAAGAUGUGGGAUUGUAAGCUUUGUAGCGCAGCCUUUGAUCAACGGGCACACUUCCUUGAACACUAUCGUUUGCGUCACAGCAAUUUGUCCACAGCAAGUCCAUUGCCUUGUCUUUAUGAUCAUUGCAUCUGCACAUUUCAAUCGGUAAAUGCUUUGAAAAUUCAUUUAACACGGCCACAUUCAAAUACAGUUCUGCUAAGCGAAAGUCAAGAAGGAUGUGUGGCAUUCAUCUGCCUGAAGUGUGGAUUUAAGGAGCCAUUCAAUGAAAAAGCACUCCUUAGUCAUUUAAGAUCACAUUUAAAAAAACACGAGAUGAUAGAAUGUCCGUUCAGAAAUGGUCAAUACCGGACUAAUAUCUAUUCUUCAUUCAAUGCACACAGAUGUAGGAGUCAUCCAAAUGGUGACAUCACAGAUUUUAAGAAUGAGGUUGUGCAUACAAACACUGAUGGCCAAUCAGUGCCAACUGAUAUGGAAUCUGAUGAGGGUGAUACCCUUCAGAGUACUCCUAUGUAUAAUCCUCCAGAGUCUAGAGAUGACAAUGGUGCAUUGCAAGCCCAGUUGAGGAACAAUUUGGCUUCUCUGUUUCUGUUUUAUGUAUCAGAGAUGGCUAUACAGAACAUAGUUGAAAACUUGUCACACGUAUUCUCAUUGUCUAAACCUCUAGUGCGAGACUCUAUCAAAAGGGUUUUUCAGGAACAUGAUCAGGCAAUUAGUGACUCCCUUCUCCAUGAAUUAGUGGAAGCUUUGAUGAAAAAUAAUGUUUUUGUCAGUGCCACAUCAGAUGGUCCAGAGCUGUCCACUGCUAAGCACAGGAAAACAUUUGUAAGAAUUUACUACCCUCUGGUAAUGCCAGUGCAGUAUGCUAUAGAUUCCAGUGGACACACAGCAGUGUAUGUGUCAAUACUACAGAUACUUCAAACAAUGUUUAGCAAUACUGACAUUCUUGAGAAGAUUCAACAAAACAAACCAUCACCUUCUGGAAUGUACACAACUCAUGAAGAUGGAACAUACUUCAAAGAAAAUCCAAUAUUAUCAGAAAGUGGAGAGUUGAAACUUUCCCUGAUUUUGUGUGUGGAUGACGUUGAAUUAGCUAAUCCUUUAGGCACAGCUAGAAAUAUAGUAGAAGAAAUACAGGUCCAGUCUGCAUGUCAUUCAGCUAGUUCUGCUAUGCAAAGUACCUGA